Messenger RNA from Labrus bergylta (ballan wrasse), 865 nucleotides. The record is from RefSeq and is a predicted model, not a curated record. Lineage: Eukaryota; Metazoa; Chordata; Actinopteri; Labriformes; Labridae.
AGCACUAUGGCUGCCACGCAGAUGAAGUGUCACUGCAGAAGAAGAAGGACACAAAUCUGAGCCCGGAGCCGCUGAGCAGCAGGACCCGAGCUGAGCGAACUCUCAAAACAUGGCGUUCACAUUCGCGGCCUUUUGUUACAUGUUGGCUCUGCUGCUCACAGCGGCUCUCAUCUUCUUCGCUAUCUGGCACAUAAUAGCAUUUGAUGAGCUGAAGACUGAUUACAAGAAUCCCAUAGAUCAGUGUAACACUUUAAAUCCGCUCGUCCUCCCAGAGUAUCUCAUCCACUUCUUCUUCUGCGUGAUGUUCUUCUGCGCUGCCGAGUGGCUCACCCUCUGUCUCAACCUGCCGCUGCUAGCUUACCAUGUGUGGAGGUAUAUGAGCAGACCUGUGAUGAGCUGUCCAGGUCUCUACGACCCCACGACCAUCAUGAACGCUGACAUCCUGGCGUUCUGUCAAAAAGAAGGCUGGUGCAAACUGGCGUUCUACCUCCUGUCCUUCUUCUACUACCUUUACGGGAUGAUUUAUGUUCUGGUGAGCUCUUAAAGUGAGCGCUGGAGGAGGAGCAUGUACAGAAAACGACCACGAUGAUGUGAGUGCUGGAACACGCCGGAGAAGACGCCAUUUCUAACAGAUGAACUCUCGACCCCCCACACACACACACACACACACACACACACACACACACACACACACAGAGCGUGUUAUCCUGUUUUAACCUCUCGGCCUCAGCGUUCCUCUCAUCGCUCUUGUCGACCUUUUUAUGGAAGACGAAUCUGAACGGGCAUCUUUGGUUUUUUUUCAUUCUUUGGGAUUUAAAUAAAGUUUUUUUCCAGCCUGAGUGUUGACAGGUUAGCUAAGACUUCU